CAGAAUAUAAAGCAAGCCAGAGCAGACGACCCACUGGCCGAGUUUUCAUUUUUUCCGCGUCAGCGGCUGCAAGUUUCCGAAAAAUUUUCAUUUCAAGAGUUAUCAACGAAGGAGUGUGCUCGGUUAUGCCUGCAAGUUACGAAGCAACUUAUCUUCAAUUGUAGCUCAUUUGAGUAUGAGGUAACUGCAAAUGAUUGUUUUCUGAUGGGUUCAUUCUGCCUACAUCACCAAUUAAUUUACGAUGGAUUGAGAGACUAUUACGAAUUGAAAGGUAAGUGUAAAGUGACCGGUUGCGUAUUAUAAUCGGAUUUUGAAGCUCUUGGGGAUCACCUAUAUCAGAAACAUCAAGUUAUCAUCAAGAGCGGACUGGGAAUCACAUUAAAUUGCGUUUAAAAGCCACUGAUCAUUAGGGUGCGAGACCAGGGGUUUACUCCCUCAUACAGCCACUGAUAAUUUCAUAGAGGCCAGAUCUGAAAACAGGUGUGAAAAUGAAUUUUUUUGGUCUGAAAAAGGGUCAGGAUUUGGAGGACCGGGCGGCACAUGUGUACGCACACCAAGAAUUUCCAGGGGAACCCGGGGGGAUGCAAGAACAAGCGCAAACGGUUCAACGCAUGCAAGAACGAAUUACCAUGCAAGAACGAAUUUGUUGAGUUGCACGUACGAUAUAUACAUAAUCACGUAAUCCAUACUAGUCGGUCAUUAAAUUAAAUUUGACACCAAACUUCACGAGUAGUAUCAAAACUGUAUUUCCGCCUAUAUGACUGCCCAGAUCUACCUUUUUUGUCUUCGUGAAAAUAUUAAUGUUUAAGACUGACAUGAAAUGCUCGAUAUACCAGAAUUUGCAAUCAAUGCAAAGCUCUCAGAUAGUAAGGGAGUCGCGAACAGAAGGUCUAACGAAAGUAGCACGGGAGUGAUCUGGGGAUAGGAUUCGGUGGCAGGAAAAGAGCCUCGAAGCUCCUUUCCCAGGCCCCCGCUGGUUUUUUGCACUAGUUUUCGUGUUUCAGACGAUCUUGGAGCCAGAAACAGACUAUAAUCAAGAUUUUUGAAACCGUAAAAUGUAAAUAUCAUGUUUAUGUCUCUCUUACUUUCCAGCUCCUAAUGGAACAACAUCUUGUAAUAUUCGUCCCUCUUCCUCAUCACUGUUGACUACCAACUAUCUCAAAAAGACAACAAAGAUUCACACCACACCUGCAGUCAGCUCAGUCCUUAUGACUAAACCUUUAUCAGGUUUGAAUUGCAUUUUUUGUUUACCCUUACUAGAGGAGGGGGCAUUAGGAUUUACGGUAUUGCGGUAUUGAGCUUUUUUAAUUUUCAAGCGAUAUUUCGGUAAUUUGUAUUUUAAUGUGCGGUAUUGAGGUACAUCUAGCCCUGCGGUGUGCGGUUUUUUAUCGUUUUGGGUGAUGGUGUUAGUUAAAAGGAGAUCCUCUACGUUAAUCGGGUACCGUCCAUUUGUGCUCUCCUGUAUAAUACUGGUCAAAACAAUAUACAACACAAAGCACGGUCAACUAAACAGGUUAAUGAAAGUUAAUUUUUUAAGUCUUUGGACACAACUGGUAAAUGAGUGCUCAAUUUUCUGACAGUAAAUCUCCAAUGAAAUCGAAAUCGCAACCAAUGACCGAACUUUUUGAUCGUUGUACCGAUGAAUUCGAGGUCUUCUCACGUUUGCUUCAACGGCCUAGAAAACGGGCGGAUGGUGUACAUAGGGUUUAUCUUGGAAUUUAAACUCUGAGGUUUGUCUGCUAGAGUCACGUGGCCGAGUCACUUUGGUUCUACCAUGGUCGUUCUCUCCGCCCGCCCAUGUGCAUAAAAAUGCCUGGGCAAGAAAGUAACUGAUGACUUCCCUCAAAUUGAACGAUAUCUUUAUUAUCCUUCUAUUUUCCUUGGCAUUUAUUUCAUCUUCAAGAACAAAUCAAACGGGAUCUUUAUUCAGCUCUAUCACAGCAAGUACAGCGAAUAAUUCUGCAUCAGGUUUGCAAGCGGUGGUUAACAUUUGUGUACCGUAUUUAGUAAUGUUCAACAUUUAAAUAUGCACUUCUAUGUUUUACCCAACCAACAGGGAACAAUCAAACUUCACGUACAGUGAGCAUAAUCAGAACAAACUCCUCAGCAAAAGGUUCGUGUGAACGUAUUUAAGAGUGUGCUAUUUUUGUUUUGAACAUUUUACGUGUUGUUUACUAAAUAUUUUGCUUCAUGUGCAGCACCUCAACAACAGUUCCUCGUACCUCGAACGAGUUUAGUGCUCCUGAAAUUCGUGUUUUAAAAAUGUUCUUCCUGCUUUCAGCACAGAUUAUCCAGCCGACAGAAAUCCUUACCAAUGUAUCUAUUGUCGAUCUACAGACAACGGUAAAAAUGUCAGGUUAG
Messenger RNA from Porites lobata, 2361 nucleotides. The record is from the annotation of a GenBank genome assembly. NCBI's taxonomy places the organism in Eukaryota, Metazoa, Cnidaria, Anthozoa, Scleractinia, Poritidae.